AUGGAUCAACAAGCAGAAAAUUUAAUUGAACAAGGUAACCUUUUAAAAGCAUAUGGCGAACAAGGUAAUCUUGAAAAAGUUAAACAUUUAAUCGAAGUUGAAAAUGUUGGUGUUAAUCAACCAGAUCUUUUUGGUGAUACAUGUCUUCACGGUGCAGUUUCAAAAGGAAGAUUAUUAAUUGUUGAAUAUUUAUUAGAUAAAAAAGCUGAUUCAAAUAUCACAAAUAAAGUUGGAUCUACACCAUUACAUAAAGCAGUAACCAUUGAUCCAUCAACUACCACUCUUGGACAACAAAUGAACAUAAUUAGAGUAUUAUUAAAUAAAGGUGCCGAUCCAACUGUCAAGAAUGCAGCAGGAUUAAUUCCAGAACAAUUAGCAUUUAAUAGUCGUAUUAAAGAAUUAUUACAAGGUGAUCAAGCAGUAACCGAAACCAUUUCAGUACCAAAGGUUCAUCAUGGUAAAAUUGUCGGUAAAAAAGGAAACAAUCUCAAACAAUUGAAGGAAUUAACCAAUACACAGAUCACAGUUCCAGAUUCAAACGUAACAUCAAAUAAGAUUUCUAUUAAAGGUAGAAAGGAUGAUGUCGAAAAAGCUCGUCAAAUGAUACUCGAUAUUGUAAAUCCACCAAAAACUCCAGAAGACGAAGCUGCCGAAAAAGCUGCUGAAGAAGACAUUGAAAUUCUUAAUCUUACCACAAUUGCAAAAGAAAAACAUUCUCUUUUAAUUGGCGCUAGAGGUAAAACCAUCAGGUAUCUCAGAGAUAAUUUCGAUAUUCAAAUAAAUGUUCCACCAACAGAAUCAUCUGAAAAUAACAUUUCAAUUCAGGGAAAAUUAGAAAAUAUAGAUAAUGCGAUGAAAUAUAUUAAUGAAAUUUUAAAGAAAAAUAGUAAUAAUAAUAAUAACAACUACAAUAACAAAGAUGGUAAUUACAAUAAAAAGCCAAGACAAACAAAAUCAACAUAG
This is a messenger RNA of Dictyostelium purpureum, 963 nucleotides long. RefSeq lists its product as uncharacterized. Gene Ontology annotation, cellular component: nucleus; cytoplasm. Gene Ontology annotation, biological process: regulation of gene expression. Gene Ontology annotation, molecular function: mRNA binding; protein binding. The record is from RefSeq and is a predicted model, not a curated record. The transcript is spliced from 2 exons. NCBI's taxonomy places the organism in Eukaryota, Evosea, Eumycetozoa, Dictyosteliales, Dictyosteliaceae. The coding region runs from base 1 to 963 and encodes 320 amino acids.